AUGUUUCGUCGGAGUGUGCUUCUACAUGUAUUGCAUACAACCACUUACCAUGGCACCCAGAUGUUUCAUUGGAGUGUGCUCAUGAGUCUUGGUGUGCUACUAUGUGAGUAACUUUUUAAAAUUAAGUUACUAAAUUUACUGAUCUAGUGUUACAUUUGUUAAUUACUAAGUUAUAUAGGUUCUGGCACUCAUGAAAUUAUCUGACUAAUUAAUGUGUUGCAUAAUGAGCAUGUCAUAACAAACCCAUUUUUCAACUUUGUAUGUCAUAACUUGAGAUGUAUGUGUAUGUAGUAUUUUACAGACGCUAUUAACAGACGUGUGUUUAUUCGGGAUUUUGGUACCCACACUGAACAGUUAGUGCUUGAUGGGACAGGUAGGUUCUCUAUAAUGUCCUAAUUCAUUAGAAUUACACUAGUGUGAGGCAAACUUCAUCCUGUUACCCAAAACAAAAAUUAAUAUUACUAGUGUUGACAAGUUUAUGUGUUGGAAUGCCAGGUAUUGUUGUUUAUUCAAGGAGUCUUUUGCCAACAUAACAGUAGUGAUAUUAAGACAUUAAAAAGAUAUAAUUUGAUUCUAAAGGGACAAUUCAUACAGUGUACAUGUAUGUGUUAUUUUCACUAAACAAGUUACCCUUGUUUAAGAUGUUAAACAAGAUAUGGAGCUGAAGUAGAAAGCUUGGGGACAAGAACUAGAGGAGUUCACCAAGUUACAAUUCUGCAACUGUCGCAGCAAGAAAUUAGAGAAACAAAAUGAACACCUUGCUGUGGAUGUUGCAACCAAGCAGCUGGAGAUGUGAAAGAGGGUAUAGUGCUUUGAUUUCAUUUCAAAGUUACAAGGGUUUCAUUGAUGCUUUCAGCUGGAAGCUAAGGCAAUAUUGAUAUUCAUAGACAUUGGGGCACAGUAUAAGUGUAAUACGCAGAAACUGCCUCUGUCUAAUAUCAAUAUAAAAGUUGACUGAUGGUAGUGCUUCCUUGAAUUUGCUCAGGCCAUUAAUUCAGGUUUUUGUGAUCUCUAAUUAAAUAGUGAUACUAAAUUAACUAGUAUAUAUGUUUAUGAUCAGUUACUCAGUGUUCAAAUUCUUUUGUAAACAGGUGGUCAUUGACUUUUUAUUGUGCUUUUCUGGUGGCAUUUAAAUUUCAAUCAUUGUUUAAAUUCUUGACAGAAGUUGUUGUACUUUGUUAAAUGUAUAAUGGAUAAAACUUCUGAAGAAACAUAUAGCUGCCAGAAAUGAAGAAAUUGUUAUUCAAUCAGUCACUCACAGUGAAUUUUCUUCUUUUUGUUUAGGUUUGUAAAGAGUGGAAAGAGAUUGCCUUUGUUACAAGAAAUAAAGUUUUCAAAGACACAGAGCAAGAAGAUAUUGAUUUCUUUGACAUCAAGGUAUUUUAUGAGCUUAAAGUAGGAAAAAAUAAUGAUUAGGAUGAUGUAGACUUCAAGUACCAGUUGAAAAUCUUAAUUCAUGUGUCCUGACUCAUGCUUUAGUUAAGCAUAAAUUGCACUGAACCCAGUUAUAUAUUUACCUACUUAAAUGUACAUGUACUCUAUCAAAGCAAAAUUUUCCUUUUAUGUAUUAAAAUCUAGUGCAAAGAGUGGGGUUUUCUGCUUAAAGAGCCUUUUGGAAGCAGUCUUGGCACUGGAGACUACAGUCAUUUGACGAUAGACCAUGCCCCCAUGCUGAGGCGUUUCCUCUAG
Messenger RNA from Pocillopora meandrina, 1689 nucleotides. The record is from the annotation of a GenBank genome assembly. NCBI's taxonomy places the organism in Eukaryota, Metazoa, Cnidaria, Anthozoa, Scleractinia, Pocilloporidae.